AGCCAAUAGGGAUAUAUACUGCCGGUGGCAUCUGUUUCCCCAAUUGCGCAGUUGCUUUAAAACGAGCUCGGAGCUGACAGAAGGAGCUGGCUGAGCAUCAGCGCCCCGGUGUUGCAUCUUUAUUCUCCCUUCGUCUGAUCUGAAGUGAGCCUUGCUGAGAAGACUUAACUCGGAAAGAUGACCGAAGCCGAGACCAGAAAUAACCACGCCGACAAGCAGCAAAACGGAGAUGCCAUGGCGGAGACAUCGACUGCGGAUGAUGUUUUUGACCACACAUAUAAAGAGAAAGAGGCCAAACCACCGACGAUAUUGGUGUGGAGAAAUAUCCUACUGAUGUUUAUACUGCAUGUCGGUGCGCUUUAUGGACUGACUCUUAUUCCCUACGCAUCAUUUUUAACUCUUGCAUGGACCGCAGUGUGUUACUUUAUAAGUGCUCUUGGUGUGACUGCUGGUGCACACAGAUUAUGGAGCCACAGAUCCUACAAGGCUUCGGUCCCCCUGCGAGUCUUUCUCGCUCUUGGCAACUCCAUGGCAUUUCAGAAUGACAUUUACGAGUGGACGAGGGACCACCGUGUCCACCAUAAGUACUCUGAGACAGACGCAGACCCUCACAACGCUACGCGGGGGUUCUUCUUCUCCCACAUUGGUUGGCUGCUUGUUCGCAAACAUCCUGACGUUAUUGAAAAAGGCCGGAAACUGGAGCUGGCGGACCUGAGGGCGGAUAAAGUGGUGAUGUUCCAGAGACGAUACUACAAGAUGUCUGUGUUGAUCCUUUGCUUCCUCGUGCCCAUGUUGGUACCCUGGUACUUCUGGGGGGAAUCAUUGACUGUGGGUUACUUCGUGCCUGGACUCCUGAGGUACACUAUUGUGCUCAAUGCAACCUGGCUGGUGAACAGUGCUGCGCACAUGUGGGGCAACAGGCCUUAUGACAAGACCAUUAACCCAAGGGAAAAUCCACUGGUUGCUUUCACUGCCAUAGGGGAAGGCUUCCACAACUACCAUCACACAUUUCCCUUCGACUAUGCCACAAGUGAGUUUGGCUGCAAGCUCAAUCUCACCACUGCCUUCAUAGACCUCAUGUGCUUCCUGGGCUUGGCCAAAGACUGCAAGAGUGUUUCAAAGGAAAUGAUCACGGCUCGCAAACAGCGAACGGGUGGCAUCACCAAAAAGAGUGGCUGAGUCAGAGAGCUACGCUACAAAAACCCUUCAUCUGAUACAAUAUGCUUAACUGAGACAAAAAAGUAGCAACAGGCAUAGCAGCAUUUCACUGGUGUGGUGGUGAUUUCCAUGCUUCUGAUUAUAAGUUAUACCUAUUUGUAAGACUAAUAUUGACUUAAAGAUUUUCCAUAAAAGCUGUGGGUCUCUCUUUAUGAUUUGAAGUGUUCUUGCAGACUAUUUGUUACUAGUGGAAUCUUGACUACAAGUGCAAAUACUGCUUGUUCAUCAUAUCAAACAGGCAUGGGAGAGAGAAGAAUAAAUGAAUGUAUCUUUUGGCCACGUUAGGGCUUCAAAAUAAAUCUGUGUGAGCACUGUGUAAAAGCAGUAAUGGCAAAGUCAUCUUCUGUACCAUAUAAUUCUUAAUUUGCUAUUUAUUGGUAGUUUUUCGACACCUUGAAAGCUUUACUGAAACCCUUGUUAGGGCACUUUCUGUGCAGAGAAGAUUGAAGUUGUUUUGCUGUAAACUGUAGUAGUGUUUGUCAUCCCAUGAAGAGUGCAUUUUUGUCUUAAUAUUUGCUUACUUAAAGCUAAGGUUUUUCUCUAUUUUUGGUAAGCAAAUAAUCUUACUAAACCAUGAGCUGCUUUUUUUUUUUUCAUUGCUUACAUCAAAACAGUUAGGUCUCUCUUAAGCUAUCAGCAUUUUUCAUUUCUGGGUGACCAUGGAUUAAAAAUAAUUCUAAUGUGUUAUUGUGUUAUAUUUGACACCCUUCCUAUUCAACGGUCUUCUUGCUGAGGAUUAAGUUGUCUUCUGUAUGAAUUAUUUUUCUGUCAAAUCACUGUUUGAGAUGUGAAGCUGCCUCAGAUAUGAUCAUUAACUGUCCUGGACUGUAACAUGGAAAAGAGACCAUUCAAGUUUUGAAAACCGAUAAUUUGCAAUAAUUUUGUAGCCCUUUGAGUCACUCUUAGAUUUCUUUUCCCCUCAAAUUAGGCCUCAACAUGUGUAUAGCACAUGCAUUUGUCUUCUCCGGUGUGAUUAUAUUUAAAAAGCUUCAGCCCAAAUGCCUUAUGAGGGUUGCACAUGUUUAAAAAAAAAAUGUAAGUGCAAUAUAUAAAUUAGAGGAACACUUUUGAAGAAUCCCUUCAAAUCUGUGUGAUCCAUGCUCAUUUAUGACAACCAACAAAUCCUUAAACAAGUAUGGGUUAGUGUCAUUUAAUUCUUAAGAAAGCUGUUUGCUCUAAAAUGAGAUGUAAACCUAUGACAAAAUUAAUUAUACUUUUGUAAAAAAAAAAAAAAAAUUGCCACAAUUCCUCGUUUACAAUGCAACACUUUUAUACAGUGUUAAAAAAGCACCUUUUUUUGAAAGAAUGUUUUUGUAUGUAUUGUAAAGUACAGUAAAUAAACCAAAUUUUUGCAUAUAUCAGGAUGUUUGUUUUAAGACUCUUUAUUUACACAUUGAGGGGUAAAAAUAACCCAAAACAAACAACCUAUAUGGUUACUCCUUUGAUACUGCAGUGGUACAUUGCCUGCAAGCUUCUCUAGCCAUGUUGGCCACUCAAAACACAUUAAUACGCAAGAUGCAGUCACCUGUCCACCAUUCCUUUCAUACACUCACUACAAACCAACAAAAAGCAGAAGCCCCCAGGACCAGGAACUGAGACCAGGCUUUCUGGCUCUGAGCAGCAGAUUUCACUCCAGAACGCCUCAGUAGUCUUGAGAUUUCAUUGUAUCUGCAGAGUCAAGACACCCUGUACCAGACACACCAAAGCAGUAUCAGAACAUAACUGAGCCUCUUUCAUGUCUCACAGCAGCUGCAGUGUUUCUUUUUUAAAUUCUUAUUUUCGUGUCUGUACACAUUGCAGUGAUGUAACUUGUCCAAAAGCUCCAGUUUGAUCUCAUCUGUCCAGAGGACAUUCUUCCAGAAACUUGGUGAUUUCUGUUUCUGAUUAUGCAUUUUGACAAAUUUCAGUCUGCUUUCCUUAUGCUUUGCUGUCAACGGUGGCGUCCUCCUUGGUUAUCCUUGGCUCAAACAGCUGUUGAUAGUACGAGCCCACACUGGAGUAACUUGAUCUUGAUUGAUUUGUGUUUACCGUGAAUCUCCUGGGAAAGUUUUCUUUCGCUAUUCAUAUUAUCCAUCUUUUCAAUUUGUCAUCGAUAUAUUUCUUGCAGCCACAUCCAGAAAAGUUGGCAAGAGUCCUGUGGACCCUAAAUUUCUUAAUGAAAAUUGCAACUGUAGUUAAUU
Molecule: messenger RNA, 3398 nt
Organism: Cololabis saira (Pacific saury)
Lineage: Eukaryota; Metazoa; Chordata; Actinopteri; Beloniformes; Belonidae
Gene: scdb
Product: stearoyl-CoA desaturase b
Exons: 6
Coding region: 178-1179 (333 amino acids)
Biological process (GO): unsaturated fatty acid biosynthetic process; response to fatty acid
Cellular component (GO): endoplasmic reticulum membrane
Molecular function (GO): stearoyl-CoA 9-desaturase activity; palmitoyl-CoA 9-desaturase activity; iron ion binding
Source: RefSeq, a predicted model, not a curated record